AUGAGAAGAGGGGGUAAGCACCAACAGAACCGUAGGAAGCCUUAUGAUACUCCAACUAGUAAAAGCAAACAAAAGGUUGCUAAGGGUAACAGGACUAGUGGAGGAUACGCUCCUGCUGGUAUUGUAUGUUUCACAUGUGGGAAACCAGGUCAUAAAAAUAAUGCAUGUACUCAAUAUAUAAAGAGGUGUUUCCGUUGUGGUAAAGUCGGACAUGAAAUAGCUGAUUGUGCUACACAUUGUUUUAUUGUUGCUAAAUGUGUGAAAAAAUUGUGUCUUGUGUUGUCUUCGAUGAAUGGAGAGAUGAUCGUUGAUAUUCCAGCUAAGGGAUCGGUGACUAUUUCUCUAGUUUGUUCGAAUUGUCCUUUGUCGGUUUUAGAGAGAGACUUUGUUGUUGAUUUGGUUUCUUUGCCAUUGAGUGGAUUGGAUGUGAUCUUGGGUAUGAACUGGUUGGAAUAUAACUAUGUUCGUAUUAAUUGUUAUAACAAAUUUGUGCGGUUUUCUACUCCUGGAAAGGAGGAGAAAACUGGUUUAUUAUCUGCUAGACAAUUGCGGGAAUUGUGCAAAAGGAAGCACAUGUCUUUUCGUUGA
Molecule: messenger RNA, 588 nt
Organism: Vicia villosa (hairy vetch)
Lineage: Eukaryota; Viridiplantae; Streptophyta; Magnoliopsida; Fabales; Fabaceae
Exons: 2
Coding region: 1-588 (195 amino acids)
Molecular function (GO): zinc ion binding; nucleic acid binding
Source: RefSeq, a predicted model, not a curated record